AUGACUCCGGCCGAGUUGUUCCGUGAGAAACCCGUCCUUUUCAGGAUCAUAAUUGCGGUGACGUGUCAGCACGAUGUGGAACUACAAUCAAGGCUCUGUAGUUUGUGCCGAACAGAGAUCGCUCAUCGAAUUUGGGACCAGAGCGAAGUCUCGCUAGACCUCCUCCAAGGCAUCUUGGUUUUUAUAGCUUGGCGCCACAUCCACAUACACCUCGGCUCAACACUUUCCAGCCUCAUUCAUAGUGCUAUAGCUCUCGCGGUAGAUCUCGACAUCUAUCAUGAGCCUCGCCAGGCUGCAAAGGCCAGGCUAGGUGCCCUGGUUGGCUCCGAAUCUAUUGGCAAUGGAGAAUUGAGAACUUUGGAACAGCGGCGGGCCCAACUUGGCCUUUUCUGGCUGUCUUCAGUACUUUCGGCCUGUCUAGGAGAUGUUGCUGGUGUAAAGUCGAACUCAUCAGUAGCCAACAGCUGCCAUAUCUUGGAGCAGGCUAAAGAGUGUCCAUCAGACCUGCACUUGGUGAGAUUAGUACAGUUGCAGAUGACAGCUGAGACAGUUAUCACGGCCAUCAGCGAGGAUGACGGAAGUAAUAAUUUGAAGUUUUCAGCACAUGCAAUGUUCGAUUUGCUGGGAAGGGAGGUUAAAAAAGCUGAUCCUUCACGUUUGCCGCCCAGUGACAGGUCCUCGUCUGUACUCCUCUCGUUAUCCUACGACAUCGUACGUCUACUGCUAUAUCGAAGCUACCUGGAUGGGGUGUCCCACAACAUGAGCCAUGAUGAUCUACAUGCCCACGGCAUUAGCGCCGCGGCUCGGUGCACUUCGCUCGUUUUUUCAACUGCCGACGCCGCUAAAGCGGCAAUCAUGGCUUUCCUGGCCCUCGAUGGCUAUACGGUAUUAGCUUUACCAUACCCUCAUUGGGCUCAGAUGGGCCACGCCAUUCGCACUUUAGCUCGUAUCCUCACCAUGAAGUCGGAGGCGUCAGAGUCUCUCCCGGCAGUAGACCUUCUCAAGCUUUUUGAACAAGUGCCGGCAAAGGUAGAAGAAGCGUUUAGUCGAGGCAUGCAAUGUCCCAUGCCCAGACGCUUGCCCGUCAUCUUCCAGGGGUUCCGAAAGACCGUGUCAGACUUCACCGAAAGCACAGGUGUUACCCCCCUAACGCAUAUGCCCCUAGACUUCGGACCGGGGCAGACCAACCAGCCCGAUAACCAACUUAACGGCAUGAAUAUGGGAAUGUACGAGGGAGAUGAGGACUUUAUGAUGGACCUGUUUCCGGAUGGCGGAUUUCAACUCAACUUUGAUCCAGCGUGGACCUAUUGA
Messenger RNA from Clonostachys rhizophaga, 1311 nucleotides. Lineage: Eukaryota; Fungi; Ascomycota; Sordariomycetes; Hypocreales; Bionectriaceae. The record is from the annotation of a GenBank genome assembly.